AACCCGUCAGGAAGGGACAUAAACAAACAAACCCGGGGCCGCAUGGAGGGGCCGGGCCGGGCCGCGCGGGGCUGCGGCCCCCGCUGAGCGCCAAGUCGACAAAUAGAAAAGCUCCAUCAGGGUGAACUGAAGUUAUCCUAAAGAAAAAUUUCAUUGCAUGGAUGGUGUAAACUCCCUGAGACUGAAGUAAAGCUGGAAAGGAAUCUACAAGUGAAUAAAACAAGAAGUUUGGAAUUGGAUUUGGGGAAUCUGGGCUUGGAAAUGCCUCAGCCCAGUGUGAGUGGAAUGGACCCUCCUUUUGGGGAUGCCUUUCGGAGCCACCUGUUUUCAGAGCAGACCCUGAUGAGCACGGAUCUCCUGGCGAGCAGCUCGGAUCCAGACUUCAUGUAUGAACUGGACAGAGAAAUGGACUAUCAGCAAAGCUCCAGGGACAACUUGCUUUUCAUGGAGGACUGCAAAGACCUUGAGAACUUGGAGUCUUUUACAGACAUCCUGGACAAAGAAGCUGCUUUCACCUCCAAGUGGGAGCAGUGGGAUACCUACUGUGAAGACCUAACUAAGUACACUAAAUUAACCAGCUGUGACAUCUGGGGAACAAAAGAGGUGGAUUACCUGGGCCUCGAUGACUUCUCAAGCCCGUACCAGGAUGAAGAGGUGAUAAGCAAAACACCCACACUGGCUCAGCUGAACAGCGAGGACUCCCAGCCUGUCUCAGAUUCACUCUAUUACCCUGAUUUGCUCUUUAGUGUGAAACAAAACCCUUUAAAUCCUUUGUUACCUGGCAAAAAGAUGGCGAGCAGAGCAGCGGCCCCGGUCUGCUCCUCCAAGAACGUUCAGGCCGAGGCCGCGCUGUCGGACUGUGCCCAGAAGGCCAGCAAGGCUGGCAGCCAGCCUGCUUCCAGCACACAGAUCAUGGCCAAGACCAGCGUGUACAGCAGUGAAAAGGUGAACAUUCACGUUGAAUGUAAAGACUAUGUUAAAAAAGCAAAAGUAAAGAUCAACCCCUUGCCGCAGAGCAGGCCGAUGCUGAGCCAGGCGCACGCUGACGCGGCCAAGGAAAACACCUGCUACUGUGGGGCUGUGGCAAAGAGACAGGACAGGAAAGGACUUGAGUCCCCCCAUGCUCACAGCACAACUCCUGGUUUGCCUUUUAAAGAGACUCAAGAGCUGCUCCUCAGCCCCCCCCAGGAGAGCCCGGGGCUGGCUGUGGGGGAGAGCAGCCUCUCCGCCAGCGCCUCCGUGUCCGACUCCUCGCAGAAGAAAGAAGAGCACAAUUAUUCUCUUUUUGUAACAGACACUUUGGGUGAACAGUCAGCCAAAGCUGAGCCCGAGGAGGAGGAGGAGGAUGAGGAUGAUAUUGAAGAUGAGGACCACGAUGAAGGGUUUGGCAGUGAGCACGAGCUGUCUGAGAAUGACGAUGAGGAGGAGGAUUAUGAGGACGAUAAGGACGAUGACAUCAGUGACACAUUCUCAGAACCAGGGUAUGAAAACGAUUCUGUGGAGGAUUUGAAAGAAAUGACUGCGAUCUCCUCUCGGAAGAGAGGCAAGCGGAGAUACUUCUGGGAGUACAGCGAGCAACUGACACCGUCCCAGCAGGAGAGGAUGCUGAGGCCCUCGGAGUGGGACAGGGACACCCUGCCCAGCAACAUGUACCAGAAAAAUGGGCUCCACCAUGGAAAAUAUGCGGCAAAGAAGUCACGGAGGACUGAUGUAGAAGACCUGACUCCCAACCCCAGAAAACUCCUCCAGAUUGGUAAUGAGCUGAGGAAGCUGAACAAGGUGAUCAGUGACCUGACACCCGUCAGUGAACUGCCCUUAACUGCCAGACCCAGGUCAAGGAAAGAAAAGAACAAGCUGGCUUCCAGGGCUUGUAGACUAAAAAAGAAAGCCCAGUAUGAAGCCAAUAAAGUGAAACUCUGGGGUCUCAACACGGAAUAUGAUAAUUUACUCUUUGUCAUCAACUCCAUCAAACAAGAAAUAGUUAAUCGGGUGCAGGUGCCUAAAGAUGACAGAGGAAUCAACAUGGAACAAAAGUUGAACAUACUUAUUAAAGACACUCUUGGACUCCCUGUAGCUGGCCAGACGUCGGAGUUUGUGAACCAGGUGCUGGAGAAGACGGCGGAGGGAGACCCCACGGGCGGCCUGGUGGGGCUCAGGAUACCCAUGGCCAAGGUGUAGGGCAGGACUGAGCUGCUCCUGGGGCAGGUUCUGCCUGUGCUGCCGAGUUUCUCGCUGUAAAUGGCAUUCUGGUCUGCAUGUCAGCUUAGCAUUCUGUAAACACUCACCUGUAGGUUCCAUUGGUUUCAAGUAACAGUGUAGGAAAACAAAUCACGGCGUGGUAGAAAAUGCUGCAGAGCAUUUUUGGACCAUAAACCAGAUAGUUUCAAAGCUGCUUCAAGCUCAAGGGCAGAAAUGAGAGUUCUCUUUCAAAUGAUCUAGGACCAGAAUAUAUCACUUUUGUUUUAGAAGCAAAAACAUGGAUUUGCUAGAGAAAAAAAUAUUUUAGCAUUUGCCAGACAUUGUGACAGGUUUAUGGUCCAAGUGAAGUAAGAGAAAGCAUUUUUUUGGUGAAGCUGUCAAUGUAGGGAGUUUUUUGUUCUUUUUAUUUUAUUUUUAAAUAAUUGGAUUUUCUUUCCUUGUUCUUAAAAAAACCAGUAAGCUUUCUUUGCAACCAUUAACUUGUACAUAGCACACACAGCAUUAGAGCUAGUGUGCCAUAUAAGAUUUUAAUUUUCUGAGCUUAAUAGAGUAUUUAAAUGUCCGUGCAAGCAAGAGAAAACAAAAGUAUAUUCUUUGUGCCUUGUAUUUUGUGGGGAGAGCUAUCAGUAUAAGCUGGUAAAGUUUUGUAUGAAGAAAACCCUGAGGGGCAAAACCGAGCUGUAUAGAUGGUGAGAUUUUAGGUUUUAAUGUAUUUGUUCCAGCUCUUAAAAAUUUUUGAAUGUAUAUAGGAAUAUGUUGAAAAUGUAGAUAUAUGCCACAGAGUCUAUGUAUUGUAUAAAAGAUGGCUCUAGAAAACUCAAUUUCGGUACUUUGGCCGGAAGAAAACAAAUACUUGCACAUUAAUGCGAUUGUUUAUUUUUGUACCAAAGACAAAUGCAACUGAUAUGGCGAACUGCCAGUCUAAGUAAAGUUUUGCACAGCUUAUAUGAUACUGUACUGAAUGUAAAAACAAAAGAAAAAAAGAAAAAAAAUUAAAGGUCAGGGUUAGGGAUCUUACUGAACUGUGAAUUUUUUUGUUUGGGUCCAAUUAUCUACAGAAGGAGCAUUCAUACAUAACAAUAUUAUUUUGCUGUUCUUGUAGUUCGCUUCCAUGGUAGAUAAGUUGGUGGCCGUCUUGGAGUCUUUAAAUCUUUUUUCUCUGCACUUACUGUAGGAGAUUUUAAUAUAUUUGGAUUUUAGUAAGCUAUUGGUAAAAUAGUUUUCGACUUUGAGAAUUUACAAAAAGAAGUAUUUAGCUUGUUGUAGUAUACUUCCACCAAACAACCAAAAUAAAAUUAUUUUUAUUGUAACGUGUAUAUAUGUAAAGAGGAAAAAAAAGAGCUACAAAUAUCUAAUUCCUUAGUUGCCACUUUUCCAGUUGAUGUAUUAUUAUGCAUGUGAUGUUUCCAAGGAUCAACACAGGCUUCAAACAAAACAAAAAAAAAUUUAUAGACUUUUAUAUUUUUGUACAGGUAUUUCGAAACUAGCUUCUUCAGACUUAUAUGUGACUUAUUCUUGUUAAUUCAGUAGUUUCUAUGAUUGAAGAAUAUUAACACAAAGUUCUUAUUUGCUCUUCUGCUAAUAAGAGUUGGCUUUGUAGUCAGUGUUAACGUACAGAUAAAAGCUUUAGCCUUUGAUGAGAAAGUCCUUUAUCUCAAGGCAAGAUCAUUCUCUGGUUUCAUGGACCCCCCCUUCUUUUCCUCCCUGUUCUUUCUCUCCCUAUUUAAAGAUGACAAAACACUGUUUACUGAAAAUAGAAAUACCAAAUAUUUUCAAAUGUAGCUGCUGAAAAAAAAAUGCAAAAGUCCAUGAAGGCUUUCUCCCCACUCCCUUUGGGGAACUUCUCCACUUCGUUUCUAGUUUGUCUGAGUUUGUUUGUACUGUGAUUCCUUUUUGUUUAUAAGUAGAUUAUUUUUGUAUCCAAGCUUGUACUAUAAGAGAAAAAAGCCUGAAUUGGUAACAGUGGCCGGUGAAAGUGGUGGCCCUGCCACGCUCACAGCUUCCUUUGUACCUAAAUAUUUUGGAAGACUCAGAAGGGAGGAGGAGGCCAAAAUACCACUACUGAGCUGUACAGAAAGUCUUUCCUACAAGAGACUGAACAAAUACCCAGGGCAAUUUAGGCAAAAGUUUGUAAAUCCACUUAAGGCUUGCAAAAUCUGAGUGGAAUGUGGGUGUUUUCCUUUGAGGCGUUUGUGGUGGUGUUGUUGUUGUUGUUCAGGUGAGGUGAGAGUUGGCUGCUGCUUCCCACGGUGGGUCUGGUGUAUUCCUCUUGUUCUUGUGGAGCUGCCCAGGGCCCCCCAAACCCCAACAGAGAAUGUGUCCUGUGAGGUGCAGGCUGUGCCUGAGCAGGGCUGAGCACGGAGCUUGUCCCUGUGCUCCAGCCAAACCCUGCAGGCCAGGCAGCAUCUCAGCAUGGAGAGAGAGCAGUUUGAAAUCAGGUAAAAACUUCUGGGACAAAUUCAACUGACAAGGUAUUUAAAAGCCCCCCCUUUUCUUACUGCCUGGGAAUCCUGGGCAACACACAACUUUAUAGCUUUUUAUUUUUGUCUGAAAACCAGACUAUGAUUUUGGUCUCGCAUUUCAAAGUAGACUUUGAAUCUUUAGUGAGUUCCAUACCCUCGCAUUUCAGUGUUUCCUAUGUAUUAUUUUAAGUUAAAGCUUUGAAAUAGUUGAGCUUUUUAAUGUUGACACUUUAUUUUGUAACUAUUUAUAUGUAUGUAUAUCUUAGAAAAGCACUUUGUUUAAAAAAAAAAAGAGGAAAAAGAAAAAAAAAAAGAAACUGCGUUUUAUAUGAUUCCUGCCACUUGCUGCUAACUCUGGGCUGGUCAGAAUGCUGCAGCGAUACUUGAGAUAAAUAAAACCUGGCAGUAAAAUGUAGAGUAAAGGUAAGACCUUUUGCUGGUUUAACUUUAUCAUAAAGGUGACAUAGGCAAGCUGUGCAGCUUUACAUUUUAACCAGGGGACUCUGUGGCAUUUAAACCGUCUAGAAAUGGUUGUACUUUAAUGCCAGUAACAAUCUGCUUCCUCUAGUGUCAUUAAAAUAUAUACAUUUAGUGUAUACUUAUCACAAACAAAAAUCUUAUAGGGUAUAAAAACCAACAAAUGUACAUGUUCUGUUUUUUGGCAAUUGUGGCAUGCGUUUUGGGGUGAUCUUUAGAGAAGACCAUUUUCUAAAGAUUUUCAGUGUUCAUACAUAGUAUGUGGAUCUUAACGAAGUCCUGGGGGUUUUUUUUUUGUUUGUUUUUGAGUGUAGGCAUUGUGAAUAUUCACUUUUAAUCCUAUAUCCAAAAACAAUGAUCUAUUUUUUUGAUUUAAUACAACCAGAAAGCUCUUCCUUUUUCUGAUACACUGGAUUCUCUAGGAUUUGUUUCCAUAUUAAAAGCAUGCUGUCAUAACUGCUCUUGUCGAGAUCUCGUCAGUCUGAACGUAGGUGCCACACUUGGAAUCGAUGGGCUGCUUGUUCUGCUGUACCAUGUAUGACCCUCGUCCUUCCCCUCCCUUCAUGACAGAUGAUGAUGUGGCUUUAUAUUGUGCCUUACUUGUACAUCUAGAACUAAGUGUUUUUCAUUCCCUCUGAACUCGUCCAAGCUUCUGAGGUGGAAUCAGAGCUGAUGUAGGCGUGCUGGAGCGAGUGCGGACAGGGCUGAUUUCAGCUUCUCUCAGUAGUCCUUUUGUAUUUCUAUGGAAGACCAGUUUUUGAAUGGCCUUGCAAAACGUGGGGGUGCUCCUGAAGGGUGUUUUUAAACCCAAAACCCCUUUUGCUAACGCUUCCUUUUAUGGUUUAUUGAACACAUUUACUGAUAUUUGGUGAGUACUUUUUGUUUUUUGGGAUGAGAGAGACUUACUACUAAAGCUAUGUUUACGGGCUGGAUUUUCUUAUCAUACCAGUUGAAAUCAUUGUGAUUUAAUAAAGUUGUAUUGCUGUAAAGCUGAUGUGAGAGUCAAGCUCAGCUGUGUUCAGUUCCUAAUUUAUAGAUUGACUUUUUUCCAUACUAAGAGGGCCAGGGAAAAGUUGGGGUUUUUAAAAAAAAGCAAACAAACAAAAAACCAACCUAAAACGGAUGAAAGGUCUUUUAACUAACCUAAAAGCAAACAGACACUUUGGAAAUGUAGAAGUGUCAGUUUAAAAUUUAUUUUUAAAAGACACCCCCCAAUAUUUAUCUAAUAUUUGCCUUCGUUAAUGAAACAACUUAUUCACAGCUAUAAUGACUGGAUGUGCUUUUCCAUAAAUCAUUUAAACAUAGCUUUUUUUUUUUUUUUUUUCUUU
Melospiza melodia melodia is the source of this 6466-nucleotide messenger RNA. It is a transcript of the gene CREBRF, whose product is annotated as CREB3 regulatory factor. Bases 262 to 2178 code for a protein of 638 amino acids. The transcript has 9 exons. The record is from RefSeq and is a predicted model, not a curated record. Gene Ontology annotation, cellular component: nucleus. Gene Ontology annotation, biological process: regulation of transcription by RNA polymerase II; response to unfolded protein. Gene Ontology annotation, molecular function: DNA-binding transcription factor activity, RNA polymerase II-specific; RNA polymerase II transcription regulatory region sequence-specific DNA binding. NCBI's taxonomy places the organism in Eukaryota, Metazoa, Chordata, Aves, Passeriformes, Passerellidae.